Messenger RNA from Podarcis muralis (Common wall lizard), 1932 nucleotides. The record is from RefSeq and is a predicted model, not a curated record. Lineage: Eukaryota; Metazoa; Chordata; Lepidosauria; Squamata; Lacertidae.
AUCUUCAGUAGAUGCCUAGAGACAAAAAGAGGGGAAGCCUGGUGAUUCUCCAUCAGGAGGACAUUCCACGGUGCCACCACUGAAAAGGCCCAGCGUCUUGCAGCUGUCCAUGACAUCUCACAUAGCAAUGGGACAGAAGUGACCCAGCUACCAAUGGCUGCCAAGCUUUAUGUUCUCAUCAGCUGGCCGGACGGAAGCCGUGUUAUCAACAUUGAAAACAUCAAGGAACCACGGAAACCUUUCCACCUCUAUGAGGCUGGGGAGCAAGUUUUGGCCCGAUGCCCAGGCUUCAGUGGUCUGUAUUGGGGAAUCGUGGAAGGAAUAAGCGAGCAUAAAUAUAUCCUGGAGAAAAAGCUACAAGAGGAUAAAGAACUGCUGGAGAUGUUGGAUGAUCAGUCAGCAGUGCAGAAUCUGGGGCCACCACAACCAAAGAGGUCCAGAAAGUCCUUUCCCAAGUGGAACCCAGGGAACGGUUUGAAGAAAUGCCCCCGUGAUAAAGAUGUCGAGACCACUGUGGAAGAUGAAGAGGCUGAUCUCCAGCAAGAUCCUGCAACCUCUUCUGGCCUUAGAGAGGUGCGCACCCUUGGUGUCAUGAUGAGGUCCCAUUCCUCUGAGCCAACCACUCCUCACUCUUCUACUCCCUUUCAUGUAUCGCCUCCUUUCCUAACAAUAUCUUCUGCUGGGGCAUUCCCAAGAGGGGCAACGAGGCCAAGCCCAAGAACCAGAGAUUACACUAACAUAGCAACUAGGAGGCGGUCUGAUGAUUCUCUGGCCCAAUGUCAGAAACAUAUCUUCAUAAACAGCUGUGACAAGUCAAAGGACACCAAUUCUCUGGAAAUGGAUGGCUUUGAGGUGGCUCAGAAAGUCUUCAGUGCUUGUGAAAUGGAAAGGGAAGAAAAGAUCGAGCAACUUGAACAAAUGGUCCUCAGCCUCCAGAGAGAAGUCCUCUCCUUGAAGCGGAAAGUGCAGUACCUGGAAGCCUCCUCCUUUAAGGAGCAAGAGCCCACACGCCAUCCCUGCGAGGCGUCCGAAAUCUUCAAUGGGUACACCAGGGGGCAACUCAAAGAGGCCAUCCGGUUUGACCAGAAGAUCAGCACCGCUUGCAAAACACUCCUCUACAAGCUCUUUAGUUCUGACUAUAUACAGAGCCAUUCCAUCACAGGGAGGCGGGGAAACACCUUCCGGGAGGCUAAGCCCAUGAUGGACGAGAGGUGCAUCAAAAUCAUCAGGGUUUUGCUGAAGCAGAAGUUUGGGGACCAUCUGAGUGACACGGUGAUCACAGAGAAGAUCCAGAAUGUGCAGAAAGCUCUGAGGCAGAAAUUCAAGACGGAAUGUCUCUGAAAUGCAACAUCCCGUCUGCAGAUGAGAUGGGGGUUCCCUGCUACGUUAUCAUCAGCGUUGAUCGGGGCCUUGGAGAUGAAAGACGCCUACUGUUGACACCCCAGAUCUUUGCUGUCUGAUCUUGAAAGCCUUUCUGAAGCUGAAGCUGCUACCAACCUGUCAUUGGGAAUACGGAUCUAUUGCUUACCCUACGCAGAAGUGGAGCUAAGAGCUGUGAAGCAGGCAGUUUGCCAUACGCACCAGCUCAUAAACUGAUUUCCAUAUGCUAGGAGACAGAUGAGAUGUUAGGAAGCAGGACACCACGUGAAGCUCAGCUGGUCAUAAAGUGAGAUCCACAUGCUGGGAGCCAGAUGAGACUGGAACCUCUUAUAGAACAGCAAUACAGUCCCAAACAAUCUUUUCUAGGAAUAGGGUCCAUUGAACUCAGUAGGUCUUCUGAGUGGAUAGGCAUAGGAUUAUGCUUUCAUUGAUUUUGGAUUGUAUUCAUUGUUUGUGUUUGCACUACCAAAUUAGCAUUCUGCCCUUCUCACUUUGUAUGUCUUUUGCUCUCCCUCUCUCGCCUUCUCCAUAUUAAAUGGCUCAUAAAUUUUC